GCAACACUUAUCAACCACCAUAAAGUCGUCGACGAAAAAUUUUUGUAGACUGAUUGUGUGGAAAGACUAGAUUUUGAUUUUGUCAUCAGAGAAGUGUAAAGUAACAAGAAAAGGAUUUCAAAGUUUGAGAAUAUACAAUAAUUGAAGAACGUCGGUGGUAUUCGAUUUAUGUAUUAAAUAGAAACGAUCGUGGAAAAAUAGCAACAGCAACCAUCCUCAUCAUCAUCACAACAUCGUCUACGUCGUCGUCAAAUUGCUUGGUUGUUGGUUUUGUGUUGUAUUUUUUCGUUGUUCGUUGCUCGAGAAGAAGUAACACGCAUUCGCGCAGAAAGUGUUUUUUUAUUUUAUCAGAGAAUAAUGGCUAAGACAUACGACUAUCUGUUCAAAUUGUUGUUAAUUGGUGAUUCUGGUGUUGGAAAAACGUGCAUAUUAUUCCGAUUCUCUGAAGAUGCCUUCAAUACAACAUUUAUAUCGACAAUAGGCAUAGACUUUAAAAUUAGAACAAUUGAAUUAGAUGGCAAGAAAAUUAAAUUACAAAUAUGGGACACUGCUGGCCAGGAGCGUUUCAGAACAAUUACCACCGCAUACUACAGAGGCGCCAUGGGCAUAAUGUUAGUUUACGAUAUUACCCAAGAGAAAUCCUUUGAGAAUAUUAAAAACUGGAUACGUAACAUUGAGGAGAAUGCAUCGGCGGAUGUUGAGAAAAUGUUGUUGGGCAACAAAUGUGAAUUAAAUGAAAAAAGACAGGUCUCACGUGAACGUGGUGAACAACUGGCUGUUGAAUAUGGCAUCAAAUUCAUGGAAACCUCAGCGAAGGCAAGCAUCAACGUGGAAGAGGCUUUCUUAACAUUAGCUAGUGAUAUUAAAGCAAAAAUGGAAAAACGAAUGGAGGCGAACAAUCCCCCCAAAGGCGGUCAUCAACUGAAACAGAAUGAUCAUAGAAAAGCAGAGAGUUGGUUGUCAAGGUGCAGUCUGCUUUGACGAGGUAAAUACAACGACGAAUGUAGUUUUCUAUCCUCUUGUUAGGCUUAACAAGAACUUAAACUUUUUUUAUGUAAUAAUAAUAAAUAUAACAAUAAUAAUAAAAUUAAAAACAAAAUAAUAAAAAUAAAACUAAUAAUAAUGAAAAAACAAAAAAAAAAGAAAAGAAACGAAAUGAUAUAAAAUAUAUAAAUUAAUAACGCAAAGAAAAACAAAAAAGCGAAGAAAAAUAAUCAUAUUUAAUUAUAGAUGUUUAAAAAAUAAAUGAAAACAAUUAUUGCAAUUUUACCAUGGACAAAAACAAAAAAAAGAAGCACGAAAAACGUAAGACAGCAGAGCAAAACAAUUCAAUUCAAAUUAAAUCAAUUCAUACUAAAACAAAACAUAGAAAAACAGCAACAAUUGUGGUCAACAAAUUACACAAACAAAGCGAACAAUGAUUGGGUUAAAAAAUUAAAACAAACAAAACAAUGCAUGACUUUUAUAAAUAAAUUUAUAUAUUUAUUUAUAUACACACAAGAACAAAACAAAACAGAAAAUUUAAUCCAUUAUUUAGUAACAAAAACAAAACAAACCGAACAAAACAUUGCAAUUUAUAAAUAUUUAGAAGAAAUAUAAAAUAAUAAUAUUAACAACGCCGACAACAAAAACAAACAAGAUGAGAUUUUGCCUCAAAGGAACAGUGAAAAGCGAUUUUUUUUUCAAAUUUAACGGAAAAUCGAUUCCACAUAAAAUUUGGACUCAAUGAAAAGGGAUUUUUGAAAUAAAAAUUGUAAAAUGUUUUCUCGAGUUUUUUUGGAGAAUAAACAAUAAUUUCUAUAGAAAAUGUUGUCGAUAACAACAAUUUCUAUAGAAAAUGUUGUCGAUAACAACAAUUUCUAUAGAAAAUGUUGUCGAUAACAACAAUUUCUAUAGAAAAUGUUGUCGAUAACAACAAUUUCUAUAGAAAAUGUUGUCGAUAACAACAAUUUCUAUAGAAAAUGUUGUCGAUAACAACAAUUUCUAUAGAAAAUGUUGUCGAUAACAACAAUUUCUAUAGAAAAUGUUGUCGAUAACAACAAUUUCUAUAGAAAAUGUUGUCGAUAACAACAAUUUCUAUAGAAAAUGUUGUCGAUAACAACAAUUUCUAUAGAAAAUGUUGUCGAUAACAACAAUUUCUAUAGAAAAUGUUGUCGAUAACAACAAUUUCUAUAGAUAAUGUUGUCGAUAACAACAAUUUCUAUAGAUAAUGUUGUCGAUAACAAUAAUUUCUAUAGAAAAUGUUGUCGAUAACAACAAUUUCUAUAGAAAAUGUUGUCGAUAACAACAAUUUCUAUAGAAAAUGUUGUCGAUAACAACAAUUUCUAUAGAAAAUGUUGUCGAUAACAAAAAUUUUCAUAGAAAAUGAUGUCGAUAACAACAAUUUCUAUAGAAAAUGUUGUCGAUAACAACAAUUUCUAUAGAAAAUGUUGUCGAUAACAACAAUUUCUAUAGAAAAUGUUGUCGAUAACAACAAUUUCUAUAGAAAAUGUUGUCGAUAACAACAAUUUCUAUAGAAAAUGUUGUCGAUAACAACAAUUUCUAUAGAAAAUGUUGUCGAUAACAACAAUUUCUAUAGAAAAUGUUGUCGAUAACAAUAAUUUCUAUAGAAAAUUUUGUCGAUAACAAUAAUUUUUAUAAAAAAUGUUCUCGGUAACAAUCACUUCUAUAGAAAGUGUCGUCGAUAACAAUAAUUUAUAUAGAAAUUUUUGUUGAUAACAACCAAUUCUAUAGAAAAUGUUGUCGAUAACAAUAAUUUCUAUAGAAAAUGUUGUCGAUAGCAAUAAUUUCAAUAGGAAAUUUUGUCGAUAACAAUAAUUUCUAUAGAAAAUGUUGUCGAUAACAAUAAUUUCCAUAGAAAAUGUUGUCGAUAACGAAAAUUUUCAUAGAAAAUGAUGUCGAUAACAAUAAUUUCCAAAGAAAAUGUUGUCGAUAACAAUAAAUUCUAUAGAAAAUAUCGUCGAUAACAACAAUUUCCAAAGAAAGUGUUGUCGAUAACCACAUUUUCUAUAGAAUAGUUUCAUUGAACAAAAUUGCUUCAAAAGAAUAUUCUGUGAUUGCCUAUCAGAUUCCAAUUUUACAAUAACAAUGAAAAUCCUUUUUAAAAUUCUAAAAUUUCGAAAGGAAUAAAAGCUUGUCUUGUUUGUUUUGUUACCUUUUAACCGCAUAGAAAUGUGUUUAUAGUUUACUUGUUAGUUUGUUUUCAUUUAAAUAAAUAGAUUUUUUCUAAUAAAUAAAGUCCCUCCUCUGACCAUCCUCCCCACUUACGAUGUUUGAAAUGUGCAACAACAAAAAAAAAAAAUAAAUAAAUAA
Molecule: messenger RNA, 3312 nt
Organism: Musca domestica (house fly)
Lineage: Eukaryota; Metazoa; Arthropoda; Insecta; Diptera; Muscidae
Gene: Rab8
Product: ras-related protein Rab-8A
Exons: 5
Coding region: 358-981 (207 amino acids)
Biological process (GO): Golgi vesicle fusion to target membrane; protein localization to plasma membrane; cellular response to insulin stimulus
Cellular component (GO): synaptic vesicle; trans-Golgi network transport vesicle; plasma membrane
Molecular function (GO): GTPase activity; GTP binding
Source: RefSeq, a predicted model, not a curated record